Phalaenopsis equestris is the source of this 1511-nucleotide messenger RNA. RefSeq names its product GDSL esterase/lipase At1g74460-like. The record is from RefSeq and is a predicted model, not a curated record. The transcript has 5 exons. The coding region runs from base 195 to 1280 and encodes 361 amino acids. Gene Ontology annotation, molecular function: hydrolase activity, acting on ester bonds. Lineage: Eukaryota; Viridiplantae; Streptophyta; Magnoliopsida; Asparagales; Orchidaceae.
CUAAAAUGCCAGUCACAUCAUCAGCUGAAGUUAGGUCAGUGUUUGUUCAUCCAACGCUUCCAAUUCCCCAAGCUCCAACUCCCCUCUCCCUCCUCUUCAACUCCACUCUCAACCACACUCCAAAAACUUCCCUCCCCUCACCUCUGAUUAAAUAACCCCACAAAAGUUGCUCCCAGACCCCAUCGCAGCAAUCAAUGGAUGAGCUCGGGGGAAGAGUUAGGGCCACCAUUUUCGUUCUUCUGCUUGCAGCUUUAGGGUGGGGAGAAAGAAGAUGCUACUGCAGAGUUGUCCAGUUUGUGUUCGGGGAUUCGCUGUCGGAUGUUGGGAACAAUAACUAUCUCACCAAGAGCUUGGCUCGUGCUGCCUUGCCGUGGUAUGGGAUUGAUUUCGGCAGCGGAGUGCCGAAUGGAAGGUUCACUAAUGGCCGCACCAUUGCGGAUAUAGUCGGUGACAAAAUGGGUCUUCCAAGGCCGCCAGCUUUCCUGGACCCUUCACUGGAUGACGAAACUAUACUCAACAGUGGAGUUAGCUAUGCAUCAGGAGGUGGUGGCAUCUUGAAUGAAACAUCAUCUCUCUUUAUUCAAAGAUUUUCACUUUCGAAGCAAAUCGAAUUGUUUCAAGGAACUCAGGAAAUGAUAAAGAUGAAACUUGGCGAGGAGGCCGCAACCAAAUUCUUCCUACAAUCUCACUACGUUGUAGCAUUGGGCAGCAACGAUUACAUCAACAACUUUCUCUUGCCAGUCUAUGCUGAUUCAUGGACUUAUAAUGGCGAAACCUUCACAAACUACGUCGUAAGAUCGCUCGAAGGCCAACUAAGACUUUUGUACUCGUUAGGUGCGCGAAAACUUACAUUCUUCGGUUUAGGACCUAUGGGAUGUAUCCCCUUGCAGAGAUUCAUGACAUUAUCAGGAGAGUGUCAGGAAUCUACAAACAAACUAUCCAUUAUGUUCAACAACAAAACCAGGGCUGUAAUUGAGAAUCUGUCAAAAACUCUUCCAAAUGCUACCUUCCAGUUUGGAGAUGCCUACAAUAUCUUUUUGGAUCUUAUUAAUCGCCCUGAGAUAUAUGGUUUUACGAACUCGAAUGAGCCAUGCUGUCGAGUGGCGAAGAUCAGGCCUACACUUACAUGUACUCCAUUGUCAUCAUUGUGUAAAGAUAGAAGCAAGUAUGUGUUCUGGGAUGAGUAUCAUCCGACAGAUAAAGCGAAUGAGCUGAUAGCGAAUGCGGUCGCGUCAAGGCUGGGGCUCGCGAAGCCGUCGAAUGGAACGAAUAAUUCGUAGUGUCCAGACUCAUAAUUUUGAUGUUAAAAGUAGUUUUGAGUAUAUAUUUAUUGCUCUGUUAAGGGAAGAAAAUAUGUGGAUAUUUGAUGCGAUUGCUAUGCAAUGAGUGUUUGGAGAUGGAGAAAGAUUUAAAUGUUGAUGCAUGGUGGUUGUUGACUUUAGAUGUGGAGAAGUUUGGUGGGUGUUGAAAUGUUGAUGCAGCAAGUCUGUGAAAGGUUUUGUCAUGUUGUA